CCCGAGUCAUUCAGUAGCGGAGCGGCGCCCGGACCGGGAGGAUCGCACGGGUAGCGACGCCAGCUUUGUGUUCCUCCCUUCGUGGCUCACCUGGCCGUCCACGCCCGCAGCAGCGCCCGCACCCUGGAUUCUGUGAAUCAGGUAUUUACUCAGUGCCAAAACUAGAGGCUAAAGACAUGCAUGGGCUUUAAAUGCCCAUAUCUAUAUUUGGCUUGAGUGAAAACAGACCAAAGAACUGUGAUUAACCAUCACUUUGAUGAAUGUAUGUUUUGUGGAGUACCGGAGACAAUCGUAUUGUGUCGUACAAAAGCGUGAUAUUAUGAGUUCCUUGACGUAAAGUAGCGAAAUACGGCUCAGUGACGCCGGCCACAGAUGGAGGAAGGGAUGCAGACCACCAUCAGGAGAGACUGUGGGGAGGAGAGCACCGCCCAGGACGGGCUCCUGGACCAGGCGCCUGGUGCUCCUCAGACAGAUUACAGCAACACGGCCGUCACUGAACGCUGCACUGAGCCCCCCACGCACGUCGAUUUCGGCGAAUCCGAGGAGAGCAGCCCGCAGUUCCAACCUCUGAUCCAGCGCCCAUUCGAAAGUGAUGCUACCUUGGUUGAGGCAGACAACAGCAAUGAUGAUAACAAUAACAACAACAACAGCAGUAGCAGCAAUGUUCCUGACAACAUCAGAGGCCCUGAUCCUUCCUCCGAGGCCCAGGUGAAGGCAGCAGGAAGCGAAGGAAGCGCGAACGAGGAAGCGCAUGGCCCCGCUUCUCACCCGACACCUGGAGACGAAGGGGCGACGGAUCUCAUGGCCUCGAUUUGCCGGGUUCUUCCGGAGUUACACAACAUCAAUGGGAUGCGGGCCAUCGACUCCGAUGUGCUGGUCAACGAGGCUGUGAAUCAAGAGAUUGUGUUCGGCACUCUGUGUGACCCUUCAAGCUCAAGUGCCAGCGUACCCCCAAAGGACCCCAUGUGUUGUGAUGCUGGUAAUCACGACACGGGUGAUCGAAAGGUAGAGGAACCACCUUCACAGGAAUCUUGCCCUCAGGAUAAGGGCGACCAAGUCUCAGACGAAAACCCGCCGACUCAGAGUCCAGAGUCCUUGGCAAAAGCAGAAGAGUCGCAAGAAAUUGCGGGAGCCCUAGACGGCCCUGAUCCAAUCCUAGAGGAAAAGGAAGGGCUGAUACAAAGUGGAAAUAUGCCACAGGAUGAAGUUGAUGCAGAUAAUAGCUUAAUCGUUGUGCCAAAGAUCGAUGGUGUGGAAGGAGGAGGCAUCGGUGACCGGGUAAUGGCGGCGGCGGAGGAGGAGACGAAAGCCACGAAGAGCGAUAACGAGUACAAAGCCGAGGCGACCGCGCAAGAGGCCUCUGCCGACGCGGAGUGUCGACAGGGAGGCCAUGAAACAAAGUCAAGUACGGAUAUGCUAAUGGAACUGGACAAAGGACGGGAAGCCCAUGAUGGCACCGGUGCGUCAUGCGAGGUCUGUAGCCAUGACGAAAUGCAAGCCGAUGGUCAGACGGAGGACGGAUGUGGUGGCAGCAGCACCACGGUCGGUGAUGCCGUGUGCAAAGAAAGCGAGGGAAAUGAAGGAGUGAACGCUGUGCCGGCAGUCGAGCGGGCUGACGACGAACCACACUACGCGACAGUGAAGAAGCCAAUGCCAGUGCUCAUGCCCGUGCCCGAGGCUUGCGUUGAACCAGACGCAGAUGUGCAGUGUUGCAGUGCCCUCGGGGAAGCGGGUGGCGAGGGUUGUAGUGGUGCCAAAGAGGUCGUGAAGACCGUUGACGACCAUCCCUAUCAGCGUGUGUGUGAGGAGACGCUGAGUGCCGAGGAGAUAGGUAGGCCGCCCUCUUCGGAGUGCCCCGGUGGCGAGGGUAGGGAGACUGGCGGCGCCCUUGGCACUGACCGCUUGCCAGUCCCCGAACCAGUCUACGAAAGCAUCGAAGAUAGAAAUGAAAAAAACGGCCAAGAUUGUGACUCACGGUCGAGCAGGUCGAGCAGAUCAAGCCGGUCGAGCACCCUGAGCGGACCGUGGUGUGAGGACCGCAUCUACGAGGACAUUUCGGACUUAGGGAGCGGCGGCGGCGGCGGCGGAAGCGUCGGGGGCGGCAGUGGCGGCGGUGGUGGCGGUAGCAGCGGUGGCGGAGGGAGCGAGGAGACGUGGGUGUCCCGACGCCUCCACGUGCACCGGCAGUUGUCAUCUUCGGAUUCCUGGGGCUCCGAGGACUUCGAGUCUUACUCCAGCAACGAGGAGGACAACGGUACAGGCUCAGUCAAAAACCAGGCGCCAAACCUGGAGAACUUCAAACAACGUUUAUUGCGUAAGAGAGAACAGUGGAGGGAGAGGCGGCAGUCAAGUAAAACCUUGAAAGAUGCCAUACGAAAGGACUCAAAGGAGGACCAACCAAAGGAAUCAGCCAAACUUGUGGAGGACAAUCCUCCCUCCACACCAGACAACAAGCUAUACAGAUGGUUUUCCUUACGCAAAAGUGUUAACUAUGAUGUUGAACGACGGAGCAGCACCAUUGCCAAUACUGAGCGCACCAGUUCAUAUACCACCACGAGCAAUGGUACCAGCACAAUCACUAACCACAGAAUGCCACAGUUGCUCGAGGAAGGGGACACAGAGCAUGGGGGGCUCUUCUCUGAAAAUGGUGGGGUGUUUGCCCACACCUUUCAGCGCCGGCACCAACCUCCAGCGCUACCCCCCAUGCCACAGGGCCUCAGUCCGGAGCAGAUCAAACGGCGACAUAUUGUUGCUUCAAUAGUUCACAGUGAAAAUAACUAUGUAGCAACUCUUCAAAGACUAGUCAAUGACUACAAAAAACCUUUGGAUGAUUCCAAACCUCCUAUUCUCAAUGCAGCCAAACUUUCCACCCUCUUCCAUCGAGUAUCAGAGAUUCUUCAGUGCCACACCUUGUUCCGAAUUGCUCUCGCAGAGUCAGUGCGACAAUGGGACAGAGAGGAGAAGAUUGGAGAUGUGUUUGUUGCUUCUUUCUCCAAGGCUAUAGUUUUGGAUAUCUACAGCGACUUUAUUAACAACUUUACUCGUGCCAUGGAAGUUGCAAAGCAAGAAUCGAAAAAGAAAACUGCUUUUGCUGAUUUUCUGAAGAUGCGUCAGAUCACCUCGCCUGAUCGACUGUCAUUCUUUGGACUCAUGGUAAAACCAGUGCAGCGUUUUCCCCAGUUCAUCCUUUUCCUCCAGGACCUACUGAAGCACACUCCUCAAGGGCACCAUGAUCGCAUGUCCCUUCAGUUAGCAUUGACCCAGUUGGAGUCGCUGGCAGAGAUGCUCAAUGAGAGGAAACGGGAAGCUGAACAGUAUCAGGCUUUCCGAGAUACACUGAAACACAUCAAUACCAAAUUUGCACUGCGAGGAAUUCAGGAGGGUAACCGCUACUUGCUACGUCAAGACGACGUUUUGCAAUUGUCAGAUGGUCAGCAUAUUGUUGCUAAGGAGAGGAUAGACUCAGACCUACUGAAGCACACUCCUCAAGGGCACCAUGAUCGCAUGUCCCUUCAGUUAGCAUUGACCCAGUUGGAGUCGCUGGCAGAGAUGCUCAAUGAGAGGAAACGGGAAGCUGAACAGUAUCAGGCUUUCCGAGAUACACUGAAACACAUCAAUACCAAAUUUGCACUGCGAGGAAUUCAGGAGGGUAACCGCUACUUGCUACGUCAAGACGACGUUUUGCAAUUGGAAUUCAACCAGAAUGGAUUGAUAAGCAAGAGUAAGGGACGUCGACUAUUCCUUACCAAUGAUCUGAUCAUGUGUGUGACUGUUGUACCAAAGACAAAUGAGGACUAUGGACAGCAGAAUGAACGUCUCUCUCUAAAAUGGGCUUUUCCAGUCACAGAUGUUGAGGCAAUUAAUAAACUAUACUCAGUGGAUUGGGUUAAUGUAGCAAGAUGCCAAGAAAUACUGAAGGGUGUCACGUUUAGAGAAGUGCUCCUUGUGGAACUGAUGUUUUCAGUUCAACAUGUUCUUCAACUGUUCAUGAACCAGUAUAUUGAUGAAGCUUCUUUUGUGUUUCAGGGUUUGACUUCAGAGAAUCUCCAACAUGUUGCCAGCAGUAUCCAGCGGGCCUUGCACAUCCGAGAUGAACAAAUGGCAUGGGUUGAUGCCUGUUGCUUACAGUUCACAGUCAAGAACAAAGAUGGUCGAGAGAAAGAGACUUUUACCUUCCAGACAGAUAAUCCUGUUAUCAAGAAAGAUUGGAUUGUUGAACUGCGUCUGGCUCAGCUGGCUUUAGACAGUGCCAAUUCUCCAGCAUGGGAUGUUCCAGAACAAGAGAAACGACCAUCUACAAAAAUGCCACUUUUCGUGAAAGCUCUUCCAGUCUUCUCAUCCCCUCAUGAGACAGAGGUUAAGUGUGGAUGCUGCUACACUGUCACCCUGUCACGGCCAAGCAGGUUGUCUGGAACUGGCAGACACCACAAUUACCUCUGGCUGUGCUCAUCUGAUGGCGUAUCCUCACACAUCACAAUAUACCUCAUGCAGCAGGUCGGUUUGCGGGAAAUUGUGCGUGUAGACUUAGUUGAGGUCUGUGUCACCUCAUUACAACAUGUUCCUGGCAUCACCACUACCACAGAUGAACCAUCUUUACGUGCCCACACUGUCUGGAUGGGAACACACUCACACAGACUAAUUGUGUACAGUGGACUAGAACCAGAACGUCAGACUGAAUUGGGGUCAACAAAUGUGCCAGCAGCAGUGACGACAAUUAAAUAUCAUUGUGAUCAGGUAUGAUGAAACCUUGUCAUG
Messenger RNA from Penaeus indicus, 4755 nucleotides. RefSeq names its product rho guanine nucleotide exchange factor 10-like. The record is from RefSeq and is a predicted model, not a curated record. Gene Ontology annotation, biological process: positive regulation of stress fiber assembly; actin cytoskeleton organization. Gene Ontology annotation, molecular function: guanyl-nucleotide exchange factor activity. Bases 385 to 4740 code for a protein of 1451 amino acids. Lineage: Eukaryota; Metazoa; Arthropoda; Malacostraca; Decapoda; Penaeidae. The transcript is spliced from 18 exons.